UAUAUUUUUUUUCUUCUUCUCUCCGAUCGACCAUCUCGCUUGCUCCCAGUCCCGGUUUUCGUUCUCUUUCUUUCAGCCCAACUAGCGCGCGCGCGCACGCGUGGAGCGUCCCGUUCUGUCUCACUCGCUCCCCUUCCCCCCGGUCAUCCGUCGUUCACUCGCUCACUCUCUCUCGAUCACUCAUUUGCUCGUUAUCUACCUCUCUCUCCCUCUCGAGAUUUCUUUCUUUCUUUUUUUUUUUACUUUUAAUGGCGUCCGCCGCUACUAUCAUUACAGCCGUCGCCGUUUGACCCGAUCUUCUCCCCCGUUGCGUUGUGUUUACAGUGUUUUGUUGCUCRCCACCCGAGUUUCGCGCCAUCACCGUCGACCUGUGCACAUUUUUCGUUCAUCYACAAACGACCAUCCCUUGUGCCGACCACCGCUGCUAACGAAAUAGCCCGUACGACGUGACUACCAGCCAACCGCUUACACGCUCUACAUAUCCACCUCGACGUUGUUGCCAUACGUGUUGGCGUCAUGUCCGCCAAACGGCAGUCCAAAGGCAAGGCAAAUGGCGUGUCACGCAAAAAGUCCAAAAUCGUCGAAGACGACCCACCCGUGUUGAGUGAAGAGGAUGACGACGAUGACCGGAGGUCCGAUGACGACGACGUGGACGAACUGGCAGAAGACAACGCGUCUCUGAGAGUGAAAGGCCCUGAUCACAUUGGAGUUGUCCUUUUAACUGGUGGAACUAAUUGGGAUUUAAAUGGUCGCAAGUCAAUGCCAAAAGGAUGCAAGUCUGUUGGGCGAAACUUAUAUGAACCACAUUUAUUUGGACCACUGAAAGAUAACCGUAUUCGUUUGGUAGUGAGUAGCUGCAAUUCUUCACACACUAUCUUUAUAACUGAAGAAGGCAAAGCUUUGUCUUUAGGGCGAAACGAAAAAGGUCAACUGGGGGUCAAAGAUUUACUCAGACGUGACAUUCCAACUCCAAUUGAAGGUUUACCUGACCAUGCUAUUGUCAAUGCUGCUACUGGUCGUGGACAUACAUUACUUCUCACUGAUCGUGGUGCGGUUUACAGUUGUGGUGAUAAUAAGAAUAGUCAGUGUGGCGUGAAGAGCAAAGAACCUUUUGUUACAACAGCAAUGAGGGUUAAAUAUAAUGGACCACCAAUCGUAAAAGUUGGUUGUGGUGCUGAGUUCAGCAUUUUACUUGAUUGUAAAGGCACUUUAUAUUCAUUUGGUUUGCCUGAGUAUGGGCAAUUGGGACAUAACACUAAUGGAGAGUAUAUUGAAAGAGCUGGAGCUAUUAAUUUUGCUACUGUCAAAUUACCUAAGCCUAUAAUGACUUUUGUAGAGAAAACAAAGAACAAAGUAGAAAUUUUGCAAAAACCUGAAAUCAGAGAUUUUGCAUGUGGAACAAAUCAUACAGUAGCUAUUGAUGACCAUAAAAAAGCAUAUUCUUGGGGAUUUGGAGGUUAYGGUCGYCUUGGACAUUCUGAACCAAAAGAUGAAUUACAACCGAGACUUAUCAAAUACUUUGAUGUUCAAAGAAGUGGUGUGAAGCAUGUUGCUUGUGGACCUGCAUUCAGUAUUGCUAUUAAUGAAUUUGGUGCUGUUUAUUUAUUUGGACAAAUGAGUAGUCGAGGAGAAGCUAAUAUGUAUCCAAAACCGGUACAAGAUCUUCAUGGUUGGAAUUUGCGCAGUAUUGGUACAUGCUCUAUUGGGUUAGUUGCAGCAGCUGAUGAUUCUUGUAUUGUUUGGGGUUCUGGAACUAGCUCUGGCGAAUUGGGUCUUGGAGAAUUGAAAAAAUCCAGUGCUAAACCAUGUGAAAUGAAAAAACUAGAUGGAUUAUAUGUAGAACAGGUAACUUGUGGAUCUGCGCAUACAUUUUUACUUGCUCGAGAUUUAUCAGAAGAUGACAAAGAUAUUAUUGCUUCCAUGCCGGAGUAUAAACCUGUUGUAGCUUAAACUACAGUGGACCGUUAAAACAACAAACAAUAAUAUAUAUAUAUAUUUUUUUUUUAAUUUGUAUCUUAAGAACCAAGUGGUAUUUAAUAUUUUUUUUACUAUAUUAUUAUAAUUUAAUUUUUUUUUCUACAAUAUUCGUUCCAUUAGAUUUAAGCUUUAAUGUAAUAAAUGAGCGGAAUUAUGUCAAUCAGAACUAUGUUCCUGCUAGGUACAUGAUUAAUUGGUCUGUUCUCAAUAUUUUUUCCUAUUAUUUUCAUUUAUUUGUCAGUUGACAGAUGCUAUACUAGUAAAUGAAUAAUAAUAUUAAAUAACUUGAGUUUUUUUUA
Diuraphis noxia (Russian wheat aphid) is the source of this 2276-nucleotide messenger RNA. Its product is annotated as protein RCC2 homolog. Gene Ontology annotation, molecular function: small GTPase binding. Gene Ontology annotation, cellular component: membrane. Gene Ontology annotation, biological process: negative regulation of GTPase activity. The record is from RefSeq and is a predicted model, not a curated record. Lineage: Eukaryota; Metazoa; Arthropoda; Insecta; Hemiptera; Aphididae.